AUGGAGAAAGACACCUUCAGCUAUCAGACGUCUUCUGGAGUUGACCAUGAGGAAACUGAUGGCAACCGUAUGUGUGGAUUGAGUAGCAGACAAAGAAGCAAGAUCAGUGGGACAAAGCUCUCAGCAGCAGAACGUGAAACAAUGGAGGAGUCUCUUCACGCAAACUCUUUUAAUCAAGAAGUACGGAAGCUGUAUGUAGAUAAACCCCCUCAAUUGCAGGAAGCAGGUGAGACCCUCCCCAAAGAUUUCCAGGUAAAAGAAGGCUUAUCACAUAGCCAAGAAGAAUCGUGCAGAGAUGACGCAGAAGAUUGCAGGGGUGUAGGAUCCUUUGGCAGAAAACAGCAAACAUUUGAAACAGACAUAGAGAGCAAAGAUGAGCAACUGGGGUGGCUAGAUACAAGGAGAAGUGAGGAGACUUCUGAAAUAGCAUCACAUGAAAAUAAAACUUGCUCAGUGCGGGAUGGGAGUAAGUUCCACCCGACAGAGGAGAUGGAUGGGGAUCAUCCUAUAGCAACCCAGGAAAAAGAAGACAGCAAAGAUGUGUCUGUUUUGGAGCCUGGCAUUUCCAACCAAACUUUGCAAGAAUUUACAAGUGUAUUGAAAGAGAGCCCCUUGUUAAGCAACUGGACCUGGGACAACAAUGAACUCAGGGCAACCUCUUGCCAUGCAUUUCUGAAGUCUAGGGAGGAACAAUGUCAAUGCAUGGAAAUUCUUCCUCCUCAUUUAGGAAGCAUUGACCAGAAAGUUCCCAUUGUGCACACGCAUGGAUUAGGGCAAGGAGGAAAGUCCCAACUGGGUUACAAUUCUUCUGGGUUGGAGAAACAGCCAUCAAAAAGGGAUGAUUUAGAACAGCCUGUUGGGAGCCAACAGGCCCCUUUUCCAAAGGUGGUCAGAGCUCCACCUACUAACUUUGAGCCCACAUCUGAAAAAGAAUCCAGAAAAGAUUCCAGUGGGAAGAAACUGGGCAGUGACCAUUUUCUUCACUUCGCUUCUGAGAUAGAGCACAUCGAGGAACAGAUGGCAAGGGACAAUGUCCACUUUAUCAGGUUUGAAACCACAGAUAUCCACGGUGUGUCAAGAUCCAAGAGCAUCCCCUCUCGGUUUUUCCGGACCAAAGCAAUCUAUGGGGUUGCCAUGCCAAAAGGCUACCUUGAGUUGACCUUGAUUCCAAGGGACCAUGAGACAUGCCACGUUUCUGCAAGCAGUUUUAACUGUGACAUCAUCCUGAGGCCCGAUUUAUCAACAUUCCGGAUCUUGCCAUGGAUGGAACAAACAGCAAGAGUGAUCUGUGAUCCCUUUAUGGUGAUGGGCAACCCUCUCUUGACAUCACCCCGGCAAAUUGCAAAGCAGCAGUUGAAUCAGCUCCGGGAAAAUGGCUUUGCACUGUAUUCUGCUUUCACUUACGAAUUCUGCGUCUAUGGCAUCGCCGAAAUUGUCAAUUCAAAGACCAUCUCUUUUCCCGCUGCCACUCUACUCAGCAAUCAUGACCAGUCCUUCAUCCAGGAACUCAUGGAUGGCAUGUAUCACGCUGGGGCAAACAUUGAAAGCUUCUCGUCCUCGGCUGGUCCUGGCCAGAUGGAGAUCUCUUUUCACCCAGAGUUUGGCCUAGGUGCAGCAGACAGUGCCUUCACUUUCCGGACAGGCAUUAAAGAAGUAGCCAAAAAGUACAACUAUAUUGCCAGUUUUUUCACCGAGAAUGGAUUCUAUAAUUCUGGCAUUCUGACCCAUAGCCUUUGGGACAGCAGCAGACAGCACAAUUUGUUUGUUGCUGGAACCCCAGACCUAACUGAGAUAGGGAAGAAUUGGCUGGCUGGGUUACUGACACAUUCUGCAGCUCUUAGCUGCCUGAUGGCCCCCACCGUCACCUGCCGCAAAUGGUAUAGCGGGUGUAGCAAAGGCUCCAAAGAGGCUGUGGUUGCCAAGGGAGCGUGGAAUGACAACAGCUGUGCAUUUAACAUCCAAAAUCAUGGUGACAAGGGGACCUGGAUAGAAAAUCAACUGGGCUCGGCCACAGCCAACCCUUAUUUGGUACUCUCGGCUACGAUCGCAGCAGGUUUGGACGGGGUAAAGAGAAAGCUCACGUUCCACGAGGCCUCAGGGAAGAUCCAGAGCUCCACUCUGACGAAAGCAGGCAUGAUUCCUCUGAAGCUGGAAGAUGCUCUUGUGGCUCUCCAAGAAGAUGAGUGCAUCAGGGAUGCACUGGGGGAUUAUUUUGUCCAGUACUUUGUCAACUUAAAGCAAUAUGAGGUGGAAACUGAGGAACUGGAUGUGGAAAGGAAUAAAUUUUUGGAAUAUUUUAUCUAG
Messenger RNA from Pseudonaja textilis, 2304 nucleotides. NCBI's taxonomy places the organism in Eukaryota, Metazoa, Chordata, Lepidosauria, Squamata, Elapidae. The record is from RefSeq and is a predicted model, not a curated record.